AUAAAAAAAUAAAAGGAGUUUGUACCGGCCAACACUGUAUCUAGGGUUUUUCUAAAAGCGUUACCUUGUCGCCUAAUUCACCACCGUUCCCGGCGAGAACAAAAUGCUGAUUCGAUCUAUUAUUUUAUCAAGAUCACGUAAGCAUCAAUCGCUCGCCAAUUUCUUCGCAGGCUCUGCAUUUGCGAGCCCAGAAAAUGCUAAUUCGUCGAUAGUAAAAUUGGCGGAAGAAGGGUAUGUUGCUUCCUACUUGGUGAAUUCAUGUGGUUUAUCUGCAGCAGAUGCUAAUUCCGCUUCCAAAAAGGUGCAUUUUGAUGACAUAGACAAACCAAAUACUGUCCUCAACUUCCUUGAAAAACAGGGGUUUAGCAAAACCGAAAUCGCCGAGCUCGUUAGAAAAAAACCUAAGUUAUUGUUAGCCAACCACGAGAAGUUCCUUUUGCCAAAGAUUGAAUUUUUCUUGCAGUUGGCAGGUUUCACUAAGGAAGAUGCUCUCACAACUCUUUCAAAGCACCCUCAUUUCUUGGCAUGUAGUGUGAAGCACAGAUUAGCACCCGUGUUUAAUUACGCAAAGGACGUAAUCGGGACUGUAAAAGCUCAGGCUCUUCUCAGACAUGGAUCCUGGGCUUUUAAUAUUGAUCCUAACGAUAGACUAAUUCCGAAUGUCGAAUACUUGAGGGAGCUUGGAGUGCCGAUAAAUUGUAUCGAGUUAGCAUUGUUUCACUGUGGGAAUAUUUUUUCCCAAGAACCUAUUAAGUUCAGGGAAGUUGUUGAGGAGGUGAAGCAAAUGGGUAUUGAUCCGACGAAAACGAUGUUCAUAAUGGCAAUAGAAGCCCGCUCGGGGAAGAGUACUUUAGAAUUAUGGGAUAAAUGCUAUCAAGUUUAUAGUAAAUGGGGUUGGUCCAAAGAUGACAUAUAUAUGGCGUUCCGAAAGCAUCCUCAUUGUAUGCUUCUUUCCGAGAAGAAGAUAUCGGAAACCCUCGAUUUUCUGGUUAAUAUGUUAGGGCGGGAUCCCUGUUCGGUGGCACACUUUCCAACUAUUAUCAUGUAUAAUUUGGAGAAGAGGAUAAUUCCUAGGUGUUCCGUUGUUCAUCUUUUGUCGUUGAAGGGUUUAGUCAAGAAAGAUUGGAGCUUGACUAGUGUGCUUGCCCCUGCAGAAAGAGUUUUCAUGGAAAGGUAUGUCACUAAAUAUACUAAACAAGUACCUCAGAUUUAUGAUAUUUAUCAAGGGAAGAAGCUUGAAUCUGUAGUGGGGCAUUGAAGACGGUGAAAAAAACGUAUGGGCAAGAAGACGAUAAAGGAUGAAUGGAACGAGAUUUAGUGAAGAAACGAGAGAGUAGAAACUCGCUUGCUUCAUCCUUUUGCCUUGUAUUAUAGUUCUUGAUUUCAAGAUUAAAGGUUUGUUUCUAUGGGAUUUUUUUUGAUA
This is a messenger RNA of Erythranthe guttata (spotted monkey flower), 1423 nucleotides long. RefSeq lists its product as uncharacterized. Gene Ontology annotation, biological process: regulation of DNA-templated transcription. Lineage: Eukaryota; Viridiplantae; Streptophyta; Magnoliopsida; Lamiales; Phrymaceae. The record is from RefSeq and is a predicted model, not a curated record. Gene Ontology annotation, molecular function: double-stranded DNA binding.